AUGGAAAAUAGCCAAGUCCAAAAGAAAAAGACAUUCAGAAAGUUCGCAUACAGAGGGAUUGACUUUGAAGAUCUGUUGAAGAUGUCAAUAGAGAAAUUCGCAGUGCUCCUCAAAUCCGGAGAGAGAAGAAGAGUCAGAAGAGGAUUCAGCUCAAAAGAGAUACAGUUCUUAAUCGACUGCGAAAAGUCCAAAGUGGAGGCAGAAAAGACAGGAGACAGGCCAGAGUGCGUCACCACCCACUGCAGAUUCAUGAUUAUUUUCCCCCAGAUGGUUGGGUGCGUUCUCGGAGUCUACAACGGAAAAGAGUACAUCACAUUCGAAGUGAAGCCAGAAAUGAUUGGAUUCAGACUUGCAGACUUCAGUUCCCCACAGAAGAUCGUGUCCCACGGUAAGCCAGGAAUAGGAGCCACUUCCUCAUCGAAGUUUGUUCCCCUAAAAUAA
Nematocida minor is the source of this 441-nucleotide messenger RNA. Its product is annotated as small subunit ribosomal protein S15e. Gene Ontology annotation, molecular function: structural constituent of ribosome. The coding region runs from base 1 to 441 and encodes 146 amino acids. NCBI's taxonomy places the organism in Eukaryota, Fungi, Microsporidia. The transcript has a single exon. The record is from RefSeq and is a predicted model, not a curated record. Gene Ontology annotation, cellular component: cytosolic small ribosomal subunit; ribosome. Gene Ontology annotation, biological process: translation; ribosomal small subunit assembly.